AACAACUUGAAACAAGACCAGACAGAUUGACCUCUUGAAGAGCACGACUUGAGGUUUUCUGCCAAUUUAUGCUAUAAAAUUGGUCCCGCUGGAUUGUGCAAAAUACCCGUGAAGCUCAUUUCUGAUUUGCAAAUAAAUUCUUUAGCUUGUGCUCGGGGGGGGGGGGUCUAUUCAAAAAUUUAGACACUUGGCAACUGGCAUAUAUUUGUGUAUCUUGUUGGGGCAAAUCCACUUAGGGUUAGGUGUCCACAAAUUCGGACAGCAAGAUGGACAUUUCCAAUGGAUUUACAGAGCAUUGUUAUGCUUAGGAAGGGGCUGACCUUUUGAGCCCACCCUAUUGAGGCAAUUUUUGUAUUGAGGAAUAAAGGGAUCCUAUAUAAUUAUUUUUUUCCCAGGAAUCCCACUGGAGAAAGGCUGAUCAUAAACAUUGCAAAGCAGCAACUUCUGAAAAACAGGCUGUGGCCUCUUUAAGGCCUUGCUGGAAAGCGGCUCCCCGUUGCCGUGGCAACCAGAGGAGCGCGUGGCUUCUGCCCGGCCGGGAGGAAAACAAGAAGCGCUUCCUGGAGGACGUUCCACAAAAAAACCAACAACCCGAGAACGAGACGGAGUUGCGCAUGCGCCACGCUCGACCGCCGUCUCUCUUGGCGGCGGCGCGUUCCGGAGCCGGCCGUCGCCAGCCUGCGCCUGCGCAGAAGCCGUCGGCGAAGCCGGCCGUGCUCGGGGCAACGCGCGACGCGGCGCGGGAGGGCAAGGAGAAACAAAGAUGGCGGCCGGAGCGGCAGGAGUCGUUGCCAUGGCGUCGCGCCGGCGGGCCACAGCCAAGGGGAAGCCCAGUGCAGUCAGCCACCUCUGUGAGGUGUGAACGAGGGGCCAGCAGAGUUGAGGGACUCUCCACUUGCCAGAGGGCUCUUCACAUCCUUCUCUCCACGAUGCCCCAAGCUUCGGAACAUCGCCUGAGCCGGGCCCGAGAACAAGCCGCCAUCACCUCCCAGCCCAGAGCCACCAGCAAGCUUCUCAACGGGCCACGGGCCCCCAGCCAAGAGCACCGUGCCUGCUGCCCCUCUUCCGCCCUCUCCAAUGGGCUCUCCACCACCGCAGCCGUCACCACCGCCUCCAAACUCCGGCCUUUGCCGCCCCGGCCAGGCAACCUGGAGGACCGGAGCAAGAAAAUGGAACUGGAGCGAGGCAGGAGCUCCAAACGCAGCGAGGCGCCUCGGCCCUCGGCCUCCCGCCGGGGUCCCAUCAAAGCCGACCACGCCCUCCGCGUGCCCAGCUGCCCGCAAGCCGGCACGGUCUCCGGCAGCGUCUCUUUCAGCAUGCCUCCCGGGGUCCUCCUGGGCGGGCCGGACUCCGAGUGCCGGCAGAGCAACCUGCUGCGGUCCAAGUCCAUCAGCAUCGGCGACUUGAGCCACCCCGGCAGCCGCGGUGAAGAGCAGCUGAGCGCAAUGCUGAGCCGGCUCACCCUGCAGGACCACAACCCUUCUUGCGGUCACAAGCUUGGCCUGGGCGCCUUUGCCUUGAAGAGGAGCUCUUCGCUCCGGAGGGUCAACAUGAGCUCCGGCCUCGACGGGAGACCCGCUGCUCCGCUCCUGUCCGUCCGCACGGAGAGCUACCUGAGGACUUGCAACAUAGACCCGCUGGCCACGGAGUAUGGGCGUUCCCAAGAUAUCCUGAUGUCGGCGAGCCCGCCUCCGAGCAAGACGCCGCUGCUGAGCAGGCUGGAAGACAAGGCCACCACACAUCACACACUCCUGCUGGGCUCUGGGCACAUAGGUCUACGCAACCUUGGCAAUACGUGCUUCAUGAACGCGGUGCUACAAUGCCUGAGCAGCACCAAGCCCUUACGGGACUACUGCCUCCGUCGGGAAUUUCGGCAAGAGCAGCCCUGCACGCUCCGGACCCAGCAGGAACUGACAGAAGCCUUGGCGGACGUCAUCGCCACACUGUGGCAUCCCGAUACCAGCGAGGCUGCCAACCCUAGCCGCUUUAAGUCCGUCUUUCAGAAAUACGUCCCAUCUUUUACAGGAUACAGCCAGCAAGACGCCCAGGAGUUUUUGAAGUUCCUCAUGGAUCGGCUCCACGUGGAGAUCAACCGGAAGGGCCGUAAAAGUCCCUGCAUUCUCUCGGAUGCUAAGUGGCCCUCGGUACUAGAGGACUCCGAAACUUUGAGUGACGACGAACAAGCUAACCAGAUGUGGAAACGCUACUUAGAAAGAGAAGACAGUAAAAUAGUAGACCUCUUUGUCGGCCAGCUGAAGAGUUGCCUCAAGUGUCAGGUUUGCGGCUACCGGUCAACCACCUUUGAAGUUUUCUGCGACCUCUCCCUGCCUAUCCCCAAGAAAGGAUUCGCCGGCGGGAAAGUCUCGCUGCUCGACUGUUUCAACCUUUUCACCAAGGAAGAGGAGCUGGAUUCUGAAAACGCCCCAGUAUGUGACAAAUGCCGACAGAGGACCCGAAGCACCAAGAAACUGACCAUCCAGCGCUUCCCCCGUAUUCUCGUGCUACAUCUCAACCGUUUUUCCACCACCCGCUAUUCCAUUAAGAAAUGUUCUGUAUAUGUGGAUUUCCCCCUCCAGCAGCUCAACCUGAAGGAGUUUGCCAGCGAAAAGGCCGGCACCCCAGUAUACAACCUCUACGCCUUGUGCAAUCACUCCGGAAGCGUCCACUACGGUCAUUACACAGCCUUCUGCAAGGAUCAGUCUGGCUGGCGAGUUUUUAACGAUUCCCGGGUGUCGCCGAUCAGCGAGAAUCAGAUCCCCUCCAGCGAAGGUUACGUACUUUUUUACGAGCUGGAUGACUUCCACUGGAAGAAACAGUAAAAAAAAAAAAAAAUUUAAAGUAUUGACUGGCAGCCCCUCUUUGACCUACAGGCCCCUCAAGACACGCACACCUGGGUCUUUUUAAUCUUCAGAGAAAAAGGGGGUGGUGGGGAGGGGGGGGGAAGCAGUGGCGAGGGGGUAAAAAAAUUGUAAUAAAACCAACAAGCGAUAUCCGCGUGUGAUUUGUUUCUCCAAAGCCCCCCCUCCCCCCGGGGUUUCUGUUUCCUACAACUUUAUCCAGGUUUAUUUUUGGCUUUUUAAAACUUUUUUUUUUUUGCCUCUGGGGGGGGGGGGUUGUUCCUGAAUUGUCCAGAAUUUUUAAGAUAAAGGGGGAGAAAUUUCCUGAUAAUUAGAACAAUUAAUCAGUGGAACAACCUGCCACCAGAAGCUGUGAACGCUCCAACACUGGAAGUUUUUAAGAAGAGACUAGACAGCCAUUUAUUUGUCUGAAACGGUCUAGGGUUUCCUGCCCGGGCAGGGGGUUGGACUAGGUGACCUCCAAGGUCCCUCAUGAUGUUAUGAUGAUGAUGAUGAUGAUGAUGAUGAUGACUAAAAAUGGUAGGAAAAUGAGGAUUGGAGGAUUGAAACCUCAGAAUGGGAUGCAGCAUUAUCCUCGCCUGCGCAUCCGUGUUUUUUUUCCCCCUUUCUUCGCCUCUUUCCCUUCCUUUCCCAGCUUCUCCCUAAAACCCUCAGGGCCAAAAUAAGGUGUGCUAUGACACACACACACACGUAUACACCUCGGUCAGAGACUGGGGCAUUGUGCUUGGUUUUAACAACUUUCUACACAACGAAGGCUUUGUUUGACAUGUGCAGUAGACGAUUGAGAGAAAAUGAAGAGAUUUUUGUGAAUAAAUUUAUUUAACAAAAGAAAAAAGAAAAAAAAACGAAA
This is a messenger RNA of Crotalus tigris (Tiger rattlesnake), 3708 nucleotides long. RefSeq names its product ubiquitin specific peptidase 21 (gene USP21). Gene Ontology annotation, biological process: protein deubiquitination. Gene Ontology annotation, molecular function: cysteine-type deubiquitinase activity. Gene Ontology annotation, cellular component: cytoplasm. Lineage: Eukaryota; Metazoa; Chordata; Lepidosauria; Squamata; Viperidae. The transcript is spliced from 14 exons. The coding region runs from base 615 to 2819 and encodes 734 amino acids. The record is from RefSeq and is a predicted model, not a curated record.